Messenger RNA from Somion occarium, 303 nucleotides. NCBI's taxonomy places the organism in Eukaryota, Fungi, Basidiomycota, Agaricomycetes, Polyporales, Cerrenaceae. The record is from the annotation of a GenBank genome assembly.
AUGGUCUGCCUCGGUCGAGCUGUUGCAAACUUCGAAUUCCCGGUUGAACGGCAACCGGUAGCCGUUGAGGUCGGUUUGGAAGCUUUUCCCUUUGGCGUAUAUCGCGCCCUUUGCGCAUCCUCGAGUCGACACAGGUCGACACCUCUCCACUUCUUUUAUUUUCCCGCCGAUUCACCUCCCAGAUUAUCUGGCAUACCCGCCAUGUUGGUUUCGGGUGUUCGAAUUCAACUACAGCUACACAUGUGUUGGCCUUGCGAUUUGAGUGAUACUAUUCGCUGCGUGGCAGAAACGACAAACGAUUAA